CACGCAUGGAGGCCAUUGAUCAGCAGCGUGCGGGCAGAGAUGUCGACAUGAGAGCCUCCUGUAAGAACAUAAAUAGAGUCCUUGAGACUCCCAGAACCAGAGCUUCAAUCGCAUCCACUUUCAGACUUAUCCAUCUUUGAGUCCAUUACAGGAUAGGAGAUCCUUUCACAUAUCAAGAAGUGUUUCGGUUUUAUUCCAAGCUGCAAGCUUCAACAGACCUUCAAGCUUAGCCAACCGAUUCAUCCAACGAUCCGGCUGUCAGGGCCAACCAACAGCACACAAAACAAACUCUGAAACGACGACACUGCAUCGACAAGAAUCAUGUGCUUUUACAACCAGAAGAGAUUUGUGUGUGGGGACUUCAGUUGGACGAGCUUUGCCCACCAGUGCAACUAUGAAUAUCGAACCGGCGAGACGUGCGGCAUGAAGCUCGUGAAUAAGACCGAGAAUGUGAAGACACUAUGCCGCAUCUGCGAGAGGAUCGAAAUCAAAUAUCGUCGGCGAAGCGCCGAGUAUGAACGGGUGCAGCGAUGGAGACGCGAUGGAGGUACGCUGGUGGCCUCCAUCGAGAAGUCGCAAGACAUGAUACGGUUGCUGGACCAAGAAAUCUUGAAACUUCAGAAAGAGCGGGAGGACAAAAGCAGAGCGCUGUGAACCGAACAUCUCAGCCCGCUAUUCCCCCCUUUGGCGAGUUUUCUUGCAGCAUGUUUCUUGUAUUUGUCACCAUGUGUCGUGUUUCACCAUAUGCAUUUCUGUCCCUUGGUCCGUGGUUUGCGGCAAUAUGUCAGGAUUG
Aspergillus glaucus CBS 516.65 is the source of this 793-nucleotide messenger RNA. RefSeq lists its product as uncharacterized. Lineage: Eukaryota; Fungi; Ascomycota; Eurotiomycetes; Eurotiales; Aspergillaceae. Bases 322 to 654 code for a protein of 110 amino acids. The transcript is spliced from 3 exons. The record is from RefSeq and is a predicted model, not a curated record.